ACUAUCGAGCCUGCCACAGGCAAGCAGCAAGAGGACAACCAGCUCGCCUGCGCUGAGAAUGACCGGAGGAGGCGACAUGGCUUCGGGGGCGCCGAGGAGCAAGACAUUCGAGAGACCAUUGAUCGUCGGGGUGCUGGGAUAUCUGCAGCUGCUUCCCAGAGCGACCGGACUGCGAGUGCUCAACGACAAGACGAGCGCGGGAAAAGCCGCGGGCGAGCAGGAGGGCGACCUGUCGGCUGCUCUGCGCCGGAGCAUGACGACGCUGUACGGGAGGCAUCUGUCAGAGGACGGGACCCAGCUCGACUACGGGGGGAUGGCGGCGAGCGAAGAGUACGCGGGGUACAAGGCGCUGGCGGAAGGGCUGAGGGAGGUAGACACAAGGAGCAUGGGAGAAGAGGAGCGGGUAGCCUUCUUCAUCAACGUGUACAACUGCCUUGUGAUCGACGCGAUCAUCUCUCUCGGGGAGCCCAAGGACCUGCUGUCGCGGCUGAGGAUGUAUGCGGAAGCCGCUUACAACAUCGGGGGGGCGAACUUCUCCCUCAACGACAUCGAGAACGGGGUGCUGAGAGGGAACCAGAGUCCGCCGACCAUCAACCCCUUCGCUCAGAAGCCUUUCGGGGAGGGAGACGCCCGUGCGGGCAUUGCGUGCAAGAAGCCAGACCCCCGGAUCCACUUCGCGCUCAACUGCGGGGCUAGAGGAUGCCCGCCGAUCAGGUUCUACCGAGGCGAAGAGCUGGACGCGAUGCUGGACAAGGCGGCGAGGUCUUUCUGCAAGUCGAUAGAGGUGGACCAAGACAAGGGAGUGGUGUACAUGUCUCAGAUAUUCAAAUGGUAUGAGAACGACUUCCAGUCAGACUCGACCGACAAGCCUCCCGUUUCCACCUUGAGGUUUGUCGAGAAGUACCUGGACGAGGAUAAGAAGGAUGCUCUCUCUCGCUUCCUCGAGUCUGGCAAGGUUCCGGAGUUGAAAUUUCAACCGUAUGACUGGGGCCUUAACUCGAAGUGAAGUUGAACUUCUUCCU
Molecule: messenger RNA, 1022 nt
Organism: Guillardia theta CCMP2712
Lineage: Eukaryota; Cryptophyceae; Pyrenomonadales; Geminigeraceae
Exons: 12
Coding region: 77-1006 (309 amino acids)
Source: RefSeq, a predicted model, not a curated record